AGAUUCGACGAACGUCAUUGCUGAUCCGACAUUCAUCUGAUAACUAGGGUUUCAGUGGCCCAGCUUCUUUGAUUUCUUGUUGUAGCUUCUUAUUCAGCGGAAUUACUUAUAUUUCGGCUUUGGUCUGAGAACGUGGCAGUCAAAUUGCUAUGGAUCGGCACGUUGCGGCUCGUUUUAAUUUGUAACUGUAUUAUUUGUGGGUUAUUUAUCUGAUCUGUGCCCUAAUUUUGCAUAGAUCUGAUGCAUUUUUGCUGAUUUCGAGAAAUGCAUUUAGUUUGGAUGGAAAAGCUCAAAUUUUGUGUGUUACACCGGUAGAGAUAGUGUUGGAGAUCCUCGUUGAAUAAGAUAUAUUGGAUCUUUACGGAGUACGGAGCUUUUUUUUGGUAGUGGAAACCAUGGAUCUCGCUGUCAGUUGGCAUGUCUGCAGUAAAGGGAUUAGGAUGAAAUGUGCCAUUUUCAAUAUGGUAGUUUGAAUCAGGAAGCGGAGGAUUGAGCAACAGACAAUAUGGGAAGUAUUAGUACAGACGAUACGUUAGUCAAGAGGCGGUCACUUGUAGAGUGGCUAAAUAGUCUGUUUCCGGGCCUUGAUAUUCCAUUGGAAGCGUCAGAGGAAGAAAUUAGGGUGCUAUUGUCUGAUGGAACAGUUUUAUGCGGAAUUUUGAACCAACAAGAUCCUGGUUUCUUGGCGAGUCAGAGAUGCGCAUAUAUGUCAUCUGAGCCGUGUCGGGAAAAGGUCAGGAGAUUCCUUUUAGCCAUAGAAGAAAUGGGCUUGCCCCUAUUUGCUGCCGGUGAUUUGGAACAUGGACCCAUUUCUGCAGUUGUUGACUGCCUUCUAGCUGUUAGGGAUCGAUUAAGUUUUGAAUAUAGUGAAGGGGAUAUUCAUGUGAUUUCCAACUCGGGAAAACAAGCUAGAGAGAAGUGGAUCAAAACAGGAAAUUGUGGAGAUUCUAUAAAUGCUGCACAAGGAAACCACAUUCAAAUGGGAAAAAAUUCUUCAUUCAGAGAAGAUAAGAAAAUGAACUUUUCAGAGAAAAAGUCUGAUUUGCAUGUCCCUGCCAUAUCAGAGCCAUCAACGUCCUCAUUGAAUCACGAGGGACACAAAUUUCGUGAGGUGUUCCAGCUAAUGCAAGGACAUUUUUCAGAUAUUCCUGCUACCAAGUUUUCAGAAAUAAUGAGAUCAAAUGGUUUAGAUAAUGUUCCAACCCAAUCACUUCUGAGUGCAAUCAACCGUAUUCUUAAUGACAGCAUAGAGAAGAAAAAUGAAGAGAUACCUCAUCCUGUAGCAAGCUUACUGCAAAAAGUUAUGCAAGAGAUUGAACGCCGUUUUUCAAUGCAGGCAGAACAUAUUAGAAAUCAAAAUUAUUUUAUGAAAGCACGUGAAGGGAAGUAUAAAUCAAGAAUUAGGUUGAUCGAGACACUGAGAGCUGGGACAACUGAAGAAAUACAAAUUGCAUCGAACCAACUCCGAAUGAUAAAGGGACAGAAGACCCAAAUGGAAGAGCGUUGCAAGCAGGUGGAGCAGUAUUCAUUGAAGUUGAUCAAAGAGAAAGAGGAUAGCGAUCAAGUGAUUAUAGAACUUAAGCAAGGUCUGGAAACAGCAAAGAACACAUAUGAAGAUCGUUACCAGCAAUUAGAAAUUGAAACAAAGCAAAAUGAAGCAAGAUUACAAGAAAGAAUAAAGGAGGUUGAACUCUUGCUAUCAGCAUCAACUAAGAGGAUAAAUGAACUCGAGGCAUUCUCUGAGUCAAAAUUCCAGAGUUGGAAUCAAAAGGAGAAUGUGUUUUACAAUUUUAUUUCUUCUCAACUGCAGUCAGUUAAGAGCUUGAAAAUUUCCUCAGAAUCCAUCAGGCUAGAAGUUGUAAACUCUCAAAGGGAUUGGAGGGAAGAAAUGAAUAGCAUGGGGGUUAGACUUAAAGGUUUAGCAGAUGCUGCUGAAAACUAUCAUACGGUUCUUGCAGAAAAUAGAAAGUUAUACAAUGAAGUUCAGGAACUAAAAGGAAAUAUCAGAGUGUAUUGUCGGAUAAGACCUUUCCUACGAGGGCAAAAUUCAAAGUUAACCACAAUCGACUACAUUGGUGAGAACGGUGAGCUCGUCCUUGUGAACCCCUCCAGGCAAGGAAAAGAUAGCCAUCGGAUGUUCAAGUUCAACAAGGUCUUUGGCCCAACUGCUACUCAAGCACAAGUUUUCUUGGAUAUUCAACCAUUGAUUCGUUCGGUUCUUGAUGGCUACAAUGUGUGCAUCUUUGCAUAUGGUCAAACUGGGUCGGGUAAAACAUUUACAAUGAGUGGACCAAACAUUUCUUCAGAGGAAGAGUGGGGGGUCAACUACCGAGCCUUGAGCGAUCUAUUUCAUAUGUCGCAUGUUAGGAGAAAUGCCUUCACGUAUGAAGUAGGUGUUCAAAUGGUUGAAAUCUAUAAUGAGCAAGUUCGUGAUCUGCUUUCCAAUAAUGGCUCACAGAAACGACUUGGGAUUUGGAGUAUUUCACAGCCUCAUGGUUUAGUUGUCCCUGACGCAAGCAUGUUUAUAGUUAAAUCAACCUCAAAUGUCUUGGAGUUGAUGCAAUUUGGGCAAACAAAUAGGGCUGUUGGUUCAACUGCUUUAAAUGAAAGAAGUAGUCGAUCCCACAGCAUUCUCACUGUUCAUGUACGAGGUGUAGAUUUGAAGACUGGUUCAACUUCAAGGGGAUGUCUACAUUUAAUAGAUCUGGCUGGAAGUGAGAGAGUUGACCGCUCUAAAGCAACAGGAGAUAGACUUAAAGAAGCACAACACAUCAACAAGUCUCUUUCUGCACUUGGUGAUGUCAUAUUUGCACUGUCUCAGAAGAGCGCUCAUGUUCCAUACAGAAACAGUAAACUUACUCAAGUUCUUCAGAGUUCACUAGGUGGACAAGCAAAGACCCUCAUGUUUGUGCAAGUCAAUCCGGAUGUAGAAUCAUGCUCAGAGACACUAAGUACCUUAAUGUUUGCUGAAAGGGUAUCUGGUGUGGAGUUGGGCGCUGCGAAAAGCAAUAAAGAGGGUAAAGAUAUUAAAGAUUUGGUUGAGCAGGUGACAUCUCUGAAGGAUACAAUAGCAAGAAAAGAUGAGGAAAUUGAACAACUACAACUGUUAAAAGAUCAAAGAUCUGAGUCUCCUGAGAGCAACUCAUUAAGAAAGACUUCUUCAUCUCCUAGUGUGAUCUCAUCCAUUGGCGGGUUAACUCAACUAGGCAGUGGCAAGGUUGCUAAAUUUGCUGAAAAACAUGUUCGAUGCAAUGCUGAUUUUUCUGAAUUUAGCAACAGAAAUUCAGGUGCUGGUUCUCUGUUGCCCAUGUUUAAUGGAGGGAAGGCGGCAGAACACUGUAAUGCUGAUGAUGAGACUGUGGGGUCUGUUGAUGAAGACUCUGAUGGAAUGUCAAGUGAUGUUUCUGGUGGGGAUCCUUCCAUUGGAGAAGAAGCUGAAUAUUUCAUGGGCGGUGCCCUUGAGUCAGCAAUUCUUUCAGAGUCUGGUAGACCAUCUGCAGUUAUGAUAGAGAAGAUUCCAAAGCCUCCACCAAGGAUAACCAAAUUACUCGCACAGCGAACAGGCCAAUCUCUGUCAACACGAGCAAAAUCAAGUGAUUCUUUGAAGUCCCUUGUUCCGAAGAAAACCAUGAGUGGCCAAGUGGCAUCAUCUUCUUCGGCCAAACAGAUGAAACGAUAGCCAGCGGUAAAGUAAAUCUUGCAUGGGAUCUUGUAUUAUUACAGUGCAAGAUUCACCCUUUAGUAUUUUGUAGCUAGCUUUACAGAAUUAAUCAAUCAUGUAAUAUAUUAAUUUAGGUACUUCUGAUCAUCUUUAUUGUACUAAUUAUUUUUCUGCUGCUCACUGAAGCAGCUUUUAUUAAUGUAAUCAUCCCAAUUUCAACUGUUUUAGAAGUUAAUAGUCAGUCUAUUCCUGCUUUCUUGUUCCAA
Molecule: messenger RNA, 3927 nt
Organism: Dendrobium catenatum
Lineage: Eukaryota; Viridiplantae; Streptophyta; Magnoliopsida; Asparagales; Orchidaceae
Product: kinesin-like protein KIN-14C
Biological process (GO): microtubule-based movement
Molecular function (GO): microtubule motor activity; ATP binding; microtubule binding
Source: RefSeq, a predicted model, not a curated record